Cyprinodon variegatus (sheepshead minnow) is the source of this 696-nucleotide messenger RNA. RefSeq names its product supervillin-like. The record is from RefSeq and is a predicted model, not a curated record. The transcript has 5 exons. Lineage: Eukaryota; Metazoa; Chordata; Actinopteri; Cyprinodontiformes; Cyprinodontidae. Bases 259 to 696 code for a protein of 145 amino acids.
CAACCAGCCUUCAAAGCGGGACUGCUUUUCCUAUAGAUAAAAACGGCAAGUUUUGAUAUAUUUCUGGUUUCUUUCGUUUCAAUAGCGGAAUCGCUUUCACUAGCGGAACAUAAAGUGCCGCCUGGGGCGACUUACUCAGCAUUGUCAUGGUUUUUGGGUGACCAUUGCUGUCCAGGGAGCGUCGACUGAAAGCCAAAAACCAGAUUAGUAGAACAACUUGGCUUGAAUCUCAUCACCUAAACAGAUCUGAGCUACAUAAUGGAGGCAAUAGACACCUUGCAGAGCUCUGCCCCAGAGACGAAGGCUGAGCGGAUUGCUCGCUACAAGGCAGAGAGAAGGAGGGAGUUGGCGGAGCGCUAUGGCAACACAGAGGAAUUCACCUCUAAAUAUGUCCGUAGGGACCGGAAAAUUGGUGAGACAUCUGAAACAGCGUCCUCUGGAAUUAAGGAAAGAGACAAACACGAGGAUAAUGGGUCAGAGGCGACGUACUCCAGGAGGGGAUUGAGAAGUAAAACUGCAGACUCCAGUGAUGAGGUCACCCAGGAAUUGGAGGCAGAGACAAAAUCAGAGGCCUUGUCCUCCAUAAAGGUGUCUUCUAACUUUAGGCUGCUGGAAACCGAUGACCCAGAGGAGCAUAAGGCUGAUCAGAAGUCUGCAGAAACCACAAAGAAGGCGUCUUAUUUUAAGGCUGCUUAG